AUGAAUUCGAAUCUCUAUUUUUCUAUUUUUUUCAUAAUUUGUCUCGUGGAUGAAAUCAGUUCACGUGAAUAUUCAAUUGAGGAUUUAUUUUCAAUGUAAGUUGAAUUUGUUCGAAAAAUCUGAAAUUCAAAACUUCUGCAGUACUGUCGAGGAUACAACAAAAAGUUAUCAGGAAAACAAUGACUAUCAAACUAUCGAAAAAUCAAAAAUAACCAGAGAGGAACCAGAUAUUGCGAAAUAUCACGUAACAGAAAAACAGGAGGAAACAACUGAAUCAACGCUGAAAUCUUAUUCUUUCAAUCUUCAUCGAAAAGUUUCAUAUCAAAAGGAGGAAGAAACAUCAAAAAAACCUCAAUCAACUUCUGAAGGAAGCUAUGAGAUAGUUAUAUACGAAGAUCAGAUAACAUCUGAAAAUGAGGCGACUACCAAAAAUUCAAAAAUAUCAUACCCUUUGAACCUUCACCAAAAAUCUUCGGAAAGAACUACAGAAUCGGAUACUUUUUAUAUCUCCGAAGAAUCCGAUGAGUGGAAUAGUAAUGAAAUAACAUACGAUAAUUUGAGAAGAGAAUCUAAAAAACAUCAACUUGUACCUGAAACAUGUGAAGAUUUCAGUGAUUCUUGUGAAAAAUUGAAUAUUUGUGAAAACGAGGAAAUAAGCUUGGAAUUCAAGAAAUUGUAUUGUGCAGACACGUGUGGAUUUUGUUCGUUCAAUCGGAAUUGCAAAGACUUAUUCGGAUCGUAAGAAACUAUUUUCGAAUAGAUUGAUAAUUCAAAAAACUUGUUUACAGAUGUGGAAGAUGGAGAAGUAAAGGGUUAUGUAGGAAAUCCGAAAUAAGAAAAACAGCGUGUGCGAAAACCUGCGGAUCUUGUUGA
Molecule: messenger RNA, 873 nt
Organism: Caenorhabditis angaria
Lineage: Eukaryota; Metazoa; Nematoda; Chromadorea; Rhabditida; Rhabditidae
Source: the annotation of a GenBank genome assembly